GACCGAAAAUUCGACCGGUUUCCGUGAGCGCUCUCGUGGCGCGGCGGUGGCGGCCGAAUGGAAACACUCCUCCCCGUCGUUCGCGAACGGUAAAGCGCCGCGGCGCCGUGAUGCGCCGAACGAGAGCCACGACACGGCACGGAACGGCACGGCACGUCAGAGAGUCGCCGCGGCAUUUGUCGUGCGGUGAUGCGAGAGAAGCGCGCUGCUCGGUGGACCACCGCUAACGGAGCGAAUCGCUAGUGCGCGCGCGUUCAGGGUAGAGCCGGCGUAUCCGACGUGGCCGCUCGUUGUGGAUUCGCGGUUGGUUUCUGUCACGAGUCGUCCGCCGAAAGUCGCGCUAUGACAGGCCUGUCUCGGGCGUCGUAGGUCGUACAGCGUCGUAUCGUGCAUUCGGUCCAGUCGAGCGAGCGGCGGACCUUCAGCGACAUGGCGGGCUUUCGGGACGAGGACAGAGCCCUGUUCCCGAUCCAGAGCAUCUCCGCGAUCGUGCAGAUCUUCAAGAAUCAGCUGGAGAACAGCGCCGAGCCGGAUCUCGCGCUGCUCUCGAUCCUCGUCGGCGCCGUGGAGAAUUCCCUAACCUGCAAUCGCGCCUUCGUCUCUCAAGAGAACGUCGUCUAUGAUGAGCCGAAGUUACCGGCAGUUGAAUACCACAUCGCCGAGGCUCUCUACACCAAGUUCCACGCGGUGAUCAAGGGUGCCGUCGAUCUCACCGUUUAUGACACCAAGUACGCCACCAGAGAACUCGUCAAGAAGGUGUCGGACGUGAUAUGGAACUCGCUCACCAGGAGUUACUAUAAGGAUCGCGCUCAUCUGCAGAGUCUCUACAGUUACCUGACUGCGAACAAGCUGGACUGCUUUGGUGUCGCAUUUGCUGUGGUGGCUGGAUGUCAAGUUUUAGGUUUCAAGGAUGUGCAUCUCGCAAUGUCAGAGGAUCACGCAUGGGUUGUGUAUGGGGAGGAUGGUACAGAGACAGUAGAAGUCACAUGGCAUGCAGGAAAAGGAAACGAAGACAAACGUGGGCAGCCAGUGGAGCCUGGUGUGGCAUCUCGAUCGUGGCUGUAUGUGAAUGGUCAUGCAGUGGUGUGCUCUCGUGCUAUGGAAGUGGCUACCAUAGCGUCGGCCAUAAACCCUAGUCUCAGUGCGACAGCUGAUGCGGCUGAAGUCGCGUUGCUCCAACAGGAGUUGCUGUGGCUGUUGUAUGACUUGGGCCAUUUGGCAAAGUAUCCAAUGGCAUUGGGUAACCUGGGUGAUUUGGAAGAAGCUGCUCCUACACCUGGAAGACCACCAGCCAUAGAUCUCUUCCAGGAAGCCAUAAGAUCAGCGAGGAAGUAUUACGGAAAUGCACACGUCUAUCCUUACACUUAUCAAGGCGGAUAUCUAUAUCGGCACGGACUGCACGCGAACGCAUUAUCAUCGUGGGCAGACGCCGCUGACGUUUUGCGAAAGUACGAUUAUUCACGGGACGAUGGCGAGAUAUACAAAGAGCUAAUAGAAAUCGCCAACGAACUGAUACCACAUACGGUGCGCGCUGACGAGCGGCUGCUACGGCAACCCCGUUGCUUCGCGCACCUGCUGAGAUUCUACGACGCUAUCUGUCAGUGGGAGGAGGGCGCGAACACCCCAGUGCUGCACAUUGGUUGGGCCCGGCCACUAGUGAACACGAUUUCGAAAUUCGACGCCGGUAUACGCGCCCAGGUGGUCAUAGAGUGCUACAGUACGGAGGCCAGGCAGGAAGAACAGGCGGCGCAAAAGAGAGAAACCAGCCCUGAGGAGACACUCAACAACAACAACAACAAUUACUGCAAGACCAAGGAAAGGGGUAAUGCGGCGCGAGAUCUGAUCAAAAGUCUGGAGUCCAAAGUACCAUCCAACCCGGCGCCGACGCAUCCUAGUAUUCAGGCGCUGACGGCAGCCUGCAGCGAGAAAAUACUUAACAGAGACUACUUACUGCAGGGCGGCGGCGAGCCGUUCGUCGCGCCGCCGGACGACGCUCUGCCGCCUGCGCCUUCGACAUCCCAAGAGAACGCCGAUCCCGAGGUGGAGACAGACUCCGAGAACGAGAGGCCGAGGGUAAUAUUAUAUAGUCAGAAGAUGAAAGGUCUCAAGGAUCUGCUGCUGGCGGAGAAGCUCAACACCAGCGCGGUGGUGUUGCAACUAACGGCGCAGAGUCAGGUGCAAAUCGGUAAGAAGUCACGCGGCAGCGAUGACGUGGGUGUCAGUCAGCGUCCCAAAAGGACACGUCGAGAAUAGUAUAAGAUCUUGGACCGACGUUUCGGCAUAGUAAAAUAUUAAAAUAGUGCCACCGGGUUUAAUCGACCCUCCGCGCAACUCGGCGAGUCCAAGUGGGAUUACGUAAUCGAACCGCGUAAUCGACGCGCUGACGUUAAGGUAUACCGACUUCCUCGCUCUCGGUUUCCCGCCGAUGCUCCGGGGCGCAUUACCAUUCUCCUCGGAUAGACUCGUCGGCAUCUCUCGACCCGAGAGCGUCGUGAUGAAUAUCGUGCCGUUUGAUUUAAACCCUCCACGGUGCUCCUCGUUUUGCAACGGCGCCGCGGGUCCUUGCGAGACACGUUUACGUUACCGUCGGGGAUAUGUCGCCGUUAGACAUGUAGAUAAAGUAGAUAUGAAGAAAAUUUGUAGAAAAGUACAAAAAAGUUUUCCCCAUUUUAAGUUAAUGGACGGGGUCGCGAGUCGCCCGCAGCUCGUCACAGUGGACAUCUCCGCGGUUUGCCAUUUUCCCGUUCGACCCGUUACCUCGUUGAAAAGUUCUCAAGUUUCUCGCUCGACAUUGCGUCGUUUGUCCUUCUUCCCCGUUUAUGGCAUUACUUUAUCCGAUGUUGCAGCAUACGAAGUAAAUGGAACUUAGAAAUACUUUCGAGUUUAAUUCCGUUUAUUACAUCUAAACGUUAUAUUUCUUCAAAUGCCUUUCCCACCACGAUAAAUCAAUUUUAUGACGCUUAAUUGGCUAAUAUCCUGCUGCAUAUCGAGAUACUUGAUAUCGGUGAGCUUCCGAGGGCAUCGUGCACGACGUGAAGGAACGACGAAAUGUUCGCGGCAGAAGCGCAAACGUGGAAGUGUCGAGCGGGAAGAGAACGACAGACGAGGAAGUGACUCGCUACCGUCGUAAUUCAAAUAUUGUACGUGUAAAUAUCUCCUUGAUUCUUCCACAGUGCGCAGAGCUGUGACUUGCGGUAAGGGAGA
Messenger RNA from Odontomachus brunneus, 3204 nucleotides. RefSeq names its product menin (gene Mnn1). NCBI's taxonomy places the organism in Eukaryota, Metazoa, Arthropoda, Insecta, Hymenoptera, Formicidae. Gene Ontology annotation, cellular component: nucleus; histone methyltransferase complex; chromatin. Gene Ontology annotation, molecular function: chromatin binding; transcription cis-regulatory region binding; Y-form DNA binding. The transcript is spliced from 4 exons. Bases 430 to 2253 code for a protein of 607 amino acids. The record is from RefSeq and is a predicted model, not a curated record. Gene Ontology annotation, biological process: regulation of transcription by RNA polymerase II; negative regulation of cell cycle; negative regulation of cell population proliferation.